Molecule: messenger RNA, 987 nt
Organism: Racocetra persica
Lineage: Eukaryota; Fungi; Glomeromycota; Glomeromycetes; Diversisporales; Gigasporaceae
Source: the annotation of a GenBank genome assembly
AUGUCUUGGUAUUCACAUUCAAAAUAUGAUUAUUUAUCAGAUAAAAACUCAGAAUACAAUAGCGAUUUUGGGGAUGAUUUGCCAAAUUUAACAAUCGAUAAGCAACAAAUUUUGCGAAAAUAUAAAUAUCUUAAUCGCCCUAAUUGGCCCAGAAAAGAAUGUCUUUAUGCUUCGAAAAAUAUUCAGCCUGAAGGAUGGAUUAUCUGGCAAGAAUACCCUCAUUGCUAUAGAUAUUUCCAUAACUUAUCUAAGUUUGAAAUAUGGCAUGAAUCGAUACCCGAAAACCAGCAAAAAUUUGCAUCAUAUCCCGAUCCUUUAGAUCGAAUAAAAAUAUCUCUUGGACAGAAAUCGUUUGAUGGCGAGAUUUAUUUAUAUAUUAAAAAUACUCUUCGAAUUGCUAUAAAAGAAAUAACUGGAUUAAAUCUUUCAAAAGAUAAUCUUCUUGUAGCCGAUUCCUCAAAUGAGUCUAAGUGGAGUAAACAUUUGAUAUUACCUAGAUAUUUCGUUCGUGGUGCAUCCAAAGCUCAAAAAUUUACAUCGCGAAUCUUAGAACUUCUUCCAGAAAGAAUGCAUCCUUUUAUUGAUGAAAAAGUAAACAAAGAUCUCCAUUGCUUUCGACUAGCGGGAAGUCAUAAAGCCAAAGACUCUUCACGCAUUAAGUGCAUUUGUUCAAAUCAUACUUGGAGAGAGUCACUUAUCACUCAUAUUGAGAAAGAUUCCGCAGAACUCUGGCUAUAUGAAUGGAAAGAAGAAAAGAAAAAACCGAAAAAUGAGUCUGUUUUACAUGAGCAGAGUGAUACUGCAAUAAAAAUAGUAGAAGAACAAUUUCCUUUUCUGUCUUAUCGAAAUUCUAGUAAUGGCUUUGAUACUUUUGAUAGAACUCUGCCUACAACAUGUUUGAUCUGUGAAAAAGAGCACAUGAGAGAAGGCAAAAAAAAGGUGAAUCUGGUAUCGAAGUCAUUAGAGCAGACAAUGAUAGCAGGACCA